CGUGUUUACUGCGACUUGACUUGUGUACUUGGAAGCGGGAGCGAGUUUUUGGAGCGGGCACUGUGAAAUGUGGAUAAUCAGGAUAAUCAGCGGCCAGCAGCAGCAGCAGCAUAGGCGGAGACAAGAACGCUCACACUACUCCAGCUGAAGGAGGCCCAACGCCUGAUGUGUGGCCGCAGCGAAGGCCCGAGCGGGUUCUGAGGAAACAUGGGCGUGCUCCAGCUCCACAACCCAGCUCAUCCCGACACGUUGCUACAGCGGGCCAACCAGAUGCGUUUGGCAGGUACCUUGUGCGACGUUAUCAUCACGGUGGAUGGCCAUGAGUUCCCAGCACACCGCACCGUCCUUGCGUGCACCAGCAAGAUGUUCGAGAUCCUUUUCCACCGCAGCAGCCUCCGUUACGCCCUGGACUUUCUGUCACCCAAAACCUUCCAGCAGAUUCUGGAGUACGCAUACACCGCCUCACUGCAGGCCACAGCCGAAGACUUGGAUGACCUGCUAUACGCGGCGGAGAUCCUGGAGAUCGAGUUUUUGGAGGAGCAGUGUCUGAAGGUGCUGGAGACCAUCCAGGCCGAGGAGAGCGAGGACACGCUGGUGCGGAAGCACGUUGGCGGAGACCACACCAACCUCGGUCGGGCCAGACAUUGGCGGCACCUGAUGUCCAAGAAGAAUUCCAUCCAGGCCGGACCCCCACGCACUACUCCUACUGCUCUGCAUCACCUCGCGUUGUAUCAUAUGACAGACAGGAGUCCGUCUGGGACAGACCUAAAUGUACCUCCUGAACUGAGUCCCAAGCUGGACAUGAACAUGGAAAUUUCCCAGCAGCUGGAGCAGGGUAGUGCAGAGGCGCCCACCUUGGAACCUGUUGACGGUAUCAAGUUGGAAAGCAUGCAGGUGGAUGAAGCGGACUGUUGUGAGGGGCGCUCGUCCGGAAGCUGCGCUUCAGAUCCGAGCCGGGACGAGGGCCCAGGGACGCCUUUGAGAAGCAGCGUAAUAACAAGCACCCGGGAGCUGCACACCAGCCCCGAUGAAAGCGUGGUGGGGAGCUCUCUGGACUGUUUCCCCGGCAUACCCGAGAAGCACCUAGCAUCCAUUUAUUCAGUUGCCCCCAAACACGCGGGGGAGGCAAUGACCCACGUGUCUUUGGCCCCAACCCUGGGGGUUCCGCUGGACCCACGAGCCUACAGCGGCCUCUUGCACCAGGGCCUUCUGCACCGGGAGCUCCUUAGCAGACUUGGUCAGUUUGCAGUGGGCAUAAGGCACGAGGGGUCCAUUCAGGGGCCGCAGUGUUGUGGCGAGUGCGGUCUGCAGCUCCACAGUCGGCAGGCCAUGGAGCAGCACAGGAGGCUGCAUGAUGAUGAGAAGGGCCACGGCUGUGAAUUCUGUGGCAAACACUUUCAGGACAGCAUGCGGCUGCGGAUGCACAUGUUGUCUCACACAGCUCCUGCCGAGGCUCUGGUGUGUGAUCAGUGCGGAGCCACAUUCUCCUCUGAGGAAGCGCUGGAUGCCCACCGACUAACACACACAGGGACUGACAUGGCAGUGUUCUGUCUGCUGUGUGCAAAGCGCUUCCAGACCCAGAAGGCCCUGCAGCAGCACAUGGAGGUCCACGCAGGCAUGCACAGCUACAUCUGCAGCCACUGUGAGCGCCCAUUCCCCAGCCACACCACCCUCAAAAGACACUUACGCUCACACACAGGCGAUCACCCAUUCGAGUGCGAGUUCUGUGGGAGCUGCUUCCGAGACGAUGGCACCCUGAGGGGUCACAAACGCAUCCACACGGGAGAGAAGCCCUACGAGUGCAACAGCUGCGGGAAACGCUUUAGCCUCAAACACCAGCUCGAGACGCACUACCGUGUACAUACAGGUGAAAAACCAUUUGAGUGUAAGCUGUGUCACCAACGGUCUAGAGACUACUCGGCUAUGAUCAAGCACCUGCGUACGCACAAUGGCGCGUCUCCGUACCAGUGCACCAUCUGCCAGGACUUUUGCCCAAGCCUGGCCGCCAUGCAGAAGCACAUGAAAGGUCACAAACCGGAGGAGGUGCCGGCCGACUGGAGGAUAGAAAAAACUUAUCUGUACGUCUGUUAUGUCUGAGCAGGUCUUGGAAAUGCAAAGUAAAGAGGCGUCGUUCUAUGAGAUGCAACCUGCUAUUGCUGAAACAAACAAUGACCUAAUUUUAUUUGUGACAUGACUUGUGCCAUUUAAUGAUAAAGUUGAAUGACUAUAUGAGUCUUUAGAACACAAAUGUUAAAACUGUGAAAAUGUUUAAAAUGUGGGAAAAAGACAACAUAAGCUGUCACCGGCUGACUGGCACACUUGUUUCAGUUGAGACCCAAAGAGUCUGAAAGUUAAAGUAUUCCUUUUUUUAACCACACUUUAUGUUAUUCCACACAGAAGUGGUGGGUGACAAGUUUACAGAAGAACAAUUUCAUAAAAAUGGGAGCUUUUGCUUCUUUUAAUUUCUUUUUUUGUAGAUUUUUCAAGAUUUCAAGUCACACGAAGUUGCAAAAACGCAAAGAACAGAGAAUCGGAGAAGAAUAGUCAUUUCUGCUGGUUCAAAACGUCCACUUUAAUUUUGCUUGAGAAAAAAAAGCUGUGAGUGACAACUUUUCUGGGGAGAAAAAAAGACCCAUACAGAGAAUGAAAUCAUUUGAUGCUUGAUUGUUGCUUUGGCAUCCAAAAAACUCAAAAACAGUAGUGGUGAAAAAAUGUACUAAUCAGUGAUGACAAGCAUAAUCGCUUAACCUCUAGCUCUUGCCUUGUUAAACUGUCAAUUAAUUUAAGAAUUAAAUUCAGUUUAGACUGAAGAAUAAUUGCUGAAGGUCACAGUUUUGUGGUAGCAGUUUUCUGGGCUUGAAGAUAUUUCGGAAUGGCUGCCUUGAUUAAAAACCUUAAACAAAAGGUUUUUAACUGCAAUUAUUCCACAAAGAAAUAAUUGGCCAGGCCAUGGUCUCCCUCUUCUGUAAGUUGUUUUUCCUUGCUGUUGUUAAUUUUUUAAAUUUUAGUUUAAAGCCGCGUUUUACUUGAAUGGCUGCCACGUUUUUGACCUCAAAAAGCGUGAUCUGUUUAAUCUUCUCUUCUUAUGGCGGGAUUUUUCAUCGGCUUUGAGGUAGCAGGCUUCUAUUCAAUUCAGUGUGCCGGUAAUUGUUUUUCCUAUUUAUGUUGUUAGUUACCAAAUGUCCUGAUUAUUGCACCAUUUCCCGAAAUUUUUGACAAGCAAUGUUUAUACAUCUGUGGUCUCCAUUUUCUCACAAUUAGUACCACUAUUUCAAUGGUCAAACAGUGUAAGAAAAAAAUGUAAAGAGCCUCAAUAAGGCUUUGAUGUGUUUUUUUAAUCAUCGUCUAUAAUUAGAUGUCUUAUAAAUCACAGAACUCACAAAAAUAGAACAUUAAAAGCUGUGCUUUUUUGUGCGUGUAUUUUUUUUUU
Messenger RNA from Corythoichthys intestinalis (scribbled pipefish), 3430 nucleotides. Its product is annotated as zinc finger and BTB domain-containing protein 16-A-like. The coding region runs from base 208 to 2097 and encodes 629 amino acids. NCBI's taxonomy places the organism in Eukaryota, Metazoa, Chordata, Actinopteri, Syngnathiformes, Syngnathidae. The transcript has 7 exons. Gene Ontology annotation, cellular component: nucleus. Gene Ontology annotation, biological process: regulation of transcription by RNA polymerase II. The record is from RefSeq and is a predicted model, not a curated record. Gene Ontology annotation, molecular function: DNA-binding transcription factor activity, RNA polymerase II-specific; RNA polymerase II cis-regulatory region sequence-specific DNA binding; protein binding.